Molecule: messenger RNA, 990 nt
Organism: Moneuplotes crassus
Lineage: Eukaryota; Ciliophora; Spirotrichea; Euplotida; Euplotidae
Source: the annotation of a GenBank genome assembly
AUGAAGACCAGCAUUAUUGUGUUAGCCUUAGGACUUCUGACAGCCUCAUAUUUCAUCAUGACUCCUCCAGUUGACUCUGUCGAGACUGAAUUCCAACAGUUCUUGGGAGAAUACGGUAGGAACUACUUCAGUGAACAUGAGUACGCCAUGAGGCUCCAGGUGUUCAGAGAAAACUACCAGACUAUUCAGAGAGUUAAUAGCGAAGGAAGAAGUUAUAGGGUAGGAAUGAACAAGUUUGGAGACUGGACUAAAGAGGAAUUUAAAGCCCUCUUGACAUAUACUCCUGAUGAGAGAAAAGAUGUGAAGUAUACUACUCUUAAAGGAGUUAAAGAUACUGAAGUUGACUGGAGAGGCAAAUCAGUGAACCCUAUUCAGGACCAAGGAAAGUGCGGAUCAUGCUACGCAUUUGCAUCUACUGCUUCGAUUGAACAUGAAACAUCAUUCUUCCUUCCCUCUCUUCAAAAAUACUCCGAACAACAAAUUGUUGAUUGCUCAGAAGAAUAUGGCAAUGCUGGUUGUAAUGGGGGUCUUGUCACCACAACAUAUGACUUUUUGACAGAUUUCCCAAUCUGCCUCCAAAAGGAGUACCCAUACAAGACCGAUCAAGAUGGAAAAUGCCUUCAAGAUGAAUGUACCGAUACUGACUAUGUCAUCAGAGAAUAUUCAAAGGUUCCUCCAUUUAGUGCUGAUGCGCUAAAAGAGACGGCUACUUACAGUGUUGUUGCUCUCGGAAUUGCAGGAGACUCAGAAGUUUUCCAAUUCUACAAGAGCGGAGUCUUUGAUGAUCAAGAGUGCGGAACCACAAUGAACCACGCUGUCGCUGUUGUUGGUUAUGGAAAUGAUGACGGAAAAGACUUCUUCAUCCUCAGAAACUCAUGGGGAACAAGCUGGGGAGAAGAAGGAUACAUGAGAAUCGCACCUGGAGAUGAAACCACUGGAGGAACUUGCGGAUUUUUACAGGAUUUAGCUCACCCUGCUUACAGAUGCUAA